Messenger RNA from Neoarius graeffei (lesser salmon catfish), 297 nucleotides. Its product is annotated as scrapie-responsive protein 1-like. The coding region runs from base 1 to 297 and encodes 98 amino acids. Lineage: Eukaryota; Metazoa; Chordata; Actinopteri; Siluriformes; Ariidae. The transcript has 2 exons. The record is from RefSeq and is a predicted model, not a curated record.
AUGAAAGUAUUAUUCAUCACAAUCAUUCUCCUGCUCGGGUUACAUAUGGGAGAUGCGAUUCCAUCGAACCGCUGGUCCUGCUACAAAAAGAUCAUAAAGGAUAGAAACUGCCAUGACACUGGACGAGAGAGGAUGAGACCCAUCGACUCGCUACAAAACCAUUACUGGGAGGGCAAUGAGUGUGACAUGGUGUGUUACUGUAACCUCCUGGAGCUGUUGUGUUGCCCCAGGGCCGUCUUCUUCGGGUCGAAAAUCUCCUUUCUGAUCCCAUGCAAUACAUCUGAAACUGGACUCUGA